This is a messenger RNA of Epithele typhae, 642 nucleotides long. RefSeq lists its product as uncharacterized. NCBI's taxonomy places the organism in Eukaryota, Fungi, Basidiomycota, Agaricomycetes, Polyporales, Epitheliaceae. The transcript has 5 exons. Bases 1 to 642 code for a protein of 213 amino acids. The record is from RefSeq and is a predicted model, not a curated record.
AUGUACCUCUCCAAGCUCGGAAACGCUCGGACACGCUCGGACUUCAUAUCGUUCGAGGUCGCUCUUCACAUAACGCAACUUGGCGACCACAUCCAAGAACUCCAUAUCUCCGGACGCAAGCUCGCCAUCACGAAAUACUCUCAUCGGGACUACAGCUCUCCUCUUAAGGCGACGGAGAUUGGCAACAUCGUCCCGUAUCUCCACCAAUUACGCUCCCUUCAACUCAUCGACAUACGCCUGACCAGUACCGGGUUCCCGCAGUUCGAUCCACACGAGAUGCAAUCCCGGCCCACGUUGGAUAAGCUCGUCAUCGACACAUACCUAGACCGGCAGGAGAUCCACGGAAUGAUGCCCCGCUCGACGCUCAUCUCCAUGCACGCCACUCCAGAACCCCGCACGACCCUCCGGCGCGUGCUCGCGUUCCCCGCGAUGUUCCCCGCGCUCCGCCACCUCGCCCUUGCGCUCGCGUGUGCUCCAGGCGCGCUCGGCGCGCUGGAGAGGGUGACGGUCCAGCUCGCCGGCGCGAGGACGUACUGGGCUGAGGACGGCAAGGAGAUAACGGAGGCGUGGGCGCGUGUGGACGAGGCGCUCGCUUGGGCACGAGGCCUGCGCGCGGUCGUCGUUGACGUCGGCGCGGACUAG